This is a messenger RNA of Plasmopara halstedii, 207 nucleotides long. RefSeq lists its product as uncharacterized. Bases 1 to 207 code for a protein of 68 amino acids. The record is from RefSeq and is a predicted model, not a curated record. NCBI's taxonomy places the organism in Eukaryota, Oomycota, Peronosporomycetes, Peronosporales, Peronosporaceae. The transcript has 2 exons.
AUGAAAAGAAUUCUGUGCCUCGUUAAAAGAGCGGUGAUGAAGAAUAAAAAAGACCAGAAUAAAAUCGUCGACGACGUUACCAAAGCAAUCUCUGGUCUUAAUGUCAAGGCCAAGGCCCAAACAAAAGCCACGCAAAAUUGGAAUCUUCUUAGACAGAUGACAUUAAAGAAGACGGUAGGGUGCACCAUUAAUGGGAUGUAUAAAUAA